Messenger RNA from Colletotrichum fioriniae, 825 nucleotides. RefSeq lists its product as uncharacterized. The record is from RefSeq and is a predicted model, not a curated record. Lineage: Eukaryota; Fungi; Ascomycota; Sordariomycetes; Glomerellales; Glomerellaceae.
AUGGCCUCGUCUUCAGAUGACAUCGCAGCCUCGCUCGCUGCAUACCGCGCAUUCAUCUCAGCGCAGAACCGCCGCGCUCUCGAGAUCUACGUACCAUUCAUUGCUACCGCGGUACCUGACGAUCUGGAAGACGACGAUGACAUCGAAGAGCUCCGCCUAGACGGCCUCAAUACGCUUCUUGACACCAACCUCAAAGACUUUGGCGUUUCAGAGCCCAGCGAGGUUCUUACACGUUUCGAUGAGCUGGCGCCGAAGAUUGGCCUCGACGGUACUUACGUGAUGCAAGAGCACGAGGGCACCUCUGAGGAACGUGACGCUAUUCGUCGCGAGUACCUCUUCGUUAUCGAGGAGAAUCUGAAGCGGAAGUCUAGAGAGGACGUGCGUGAAACCAUCUCGAUUCCCGAGGAGUUCCGUGUGCUGGCCGGGCUCGUUGACGGUAUUGUGGGUUACGGACUGCCCGUCUAUCGGAACAGGGCCCACCCGGCCUUCUGGUGGGGCUGCCGAGAUGAUUUGUGCCCGCACGCCGAGAGGGUGAUGACGCCUGAAGACCUGUCGCAACACGCGUGUCUCCCAGAGUUCUGGGAAAUCGCGGGAGGAUGGGCGCCAGGUACAGGGCCGGAUGCCAACUUUAGCAUUGUGUAUAGCCGCGAGUCUGACGAAGAUCCUUGGAAGUGGAGAUACACUCUUUCCACGCUGGAUCACGGCUUGCAGGUCUUUGAGACGAUUUCAGAGUUUCUGGCUUGGUACGCACAUUUCAGGCAGUCCGACGAGGUUCCCAGGCCUAACGAGCUGGACGCCAACAGUCUCCUCUUCAGCCAAAUCUAG